Drosophila rhopaloa is the source of this 1195-nucleotide messenger RNA. RefSeq names its product protein CROWDED NUCLEI 3. NCBI's taxonomy places the organism in Eukaryota, Metazoa, Arthropoda, Insecta, Diptera, Drosophilidae. The transcript has a single exon. The record is from RefSeq and is a predicted model, not a curated record. The coding region runs from base 55 to 1086 and encodes 343 amino acids.
AUAAAUACACAUACAAAUUAAAGUACAGAAUAGAAAUAAAGUACCUGCUCAGCAAUGGAAGUAGACGAAGUUAAAAGUUUGGAAGGGAUGCCCGAUUGCGCAAAGGUGCGGUUAAACCAGAUGGAUACCAUAACGCGGACUUUGAGAUGCGUAAAGAGCGAUCUGGAGAUCUUCGAUGUUGACGAGGAGGUCAGCUUCUCAAAUGCCGAAGAGGAGGAGCAAAUGGAGUUAUAUGAGAUCUCCGAAGAUGUUACGGACGAUGCAGAAAAGGCAGUGAAGGUUGUUCACGAUAUAGAUUGCCUGAUCCGACAAAUUGAACUCAUGCAGAUUACCAUUAAGAGUCGUCAGUUUAAGGAAAGUAGCGAAAAGGUCAGUGAAAAAUCUGAAGAGCAUCCGAUAGAAACCCUGACCAAGGCCCAAAUAAAGUGCAAGGAGCAGGAAAAUGAGGAAAAUGAAAGGGACUCCGAAACACAGGUAAAAUCGUCAAUCAAACAGCCCAAAUUCAUUCCGCUGGAGGGCCAGGAAUUACUGGAAGCAAGGAGCCUUCGCCAAGCCCACCAUUGUAUUCAAUUAGAAAUAGACAAAGUGAUCUGCAGAUAUCAAAACUUUCGCGAAAUCAUACAUAAAAUGCGCGAACAAUUUCGCUGCAUGGAACUGCAACUGGAGGAUCUGAUCUCCAAGUCUCGGGAGCAGCUCGCUUGGACCCAUGAGGUGGCCAAGGAGAUGAAGGUCUGCAAGGAGCGGCACACAUAUUUGCUCGACGUCAAGAUGUCCAAGCACGAAGUACUCAAAACGGCCAAGGUUCAUGCCGCCCGAUUUGCCAAAAAAAAUUCUGCCUAUCUUAACAAAAGCCGCCUGAGACGCGAAAUAUUUGAGUUUAGCGAGGAGGUUAAUGACCUUGUUCUGUUUAUGGGUGAACUGCACCAAGAACUGCACCGAAAUAUGGCUCUACUCGAAAAGCCACGCAUGAAUAAACAGGAAAAUCCAACCGAAUUUAUAAUGUCUAUUGCCGAGUCAACAAGUCUAUCCCAUAAGUUCGCGGAAUCGCGAAUAAAGCUUGAAGUCAACGAGAUGACCCAGAAUUAAUUUAGAGGGACUUACAAAAAUAUAUAUUACAUUGUAUAUACUAAGCAUAAAAUCUUAACAUGUUCUUGAGACUAUACAAGUAAAUUUAGAAAAAGUUUAACCAGAAAAA